Messenger RNA from Penaeus indicus, 1272 nucleotides. RefSeq names its product zinc finger protein SNAI2-like. Lineage: Eukaryota; Metazoa; Arthropoda; Malacostraca; Decapoda; Penaeidae. Gene Ontology annotation, biological process: regulation of DNA-templated transcription. Gene Ontology annotation, molecular function: DNA-binding transcription factor activity, RNA polymerase II-specific; RNA polymerase II cis-regulatory region sequence-specific DNA binding. The transcript has 2 exons. The record is from RefSeq and is a predicted model, not a curated record. The coding region runs from base 35 to 1102 and encodes 355 amino acids.
UCGAGAGUCUGAAGGUGUAAGUGCACUAACUUAGAUGGAUUACACGAUGGCUCAUCUAGAGAACUUGCGUGAUUAUUCUCACUGCCCACCAAAGAAGAGGCCUCUUGCUUUCUACAACGCACAGGAAAACGAUGACGAACAGCCACAAGACCUAAGCGUCAAGCGUCGUCGCCAUGACUCAGACCAGCAGGAAGUGUCAUACUCCACCCCUUCUCCUCCUCCCGCCCGCACGCCCACACCACCUAUGUCCCACCAGCCCACUCACGCCCCCGUCAGCCCGCCCAGAAUGCCCUCCCUCGCCGACUUCUACCUGAAGCUCUUCCAGACGACGGCGGUGCAGCAGCAGCAGCAACAGGCCGAGUGGUGGCGAGGGCCGAUGAUGUGGCCCCUCAUGCCGCCCGCCGCCCACCCCAGCCUGGCACCCCACCCCGCCCUGGCCUCACACCCUGGCCUGGCAGCCCGUCUGGCCUCCCCCCAGCCCUCGGAGGACCGCCUCGCCUCCCCUCGCUCCACGGCCUCCGAGGACUCCGGGGUCGGCACCGAAUCUCUCAGCGAGGAUGAGAUCGACGUCAUCAGUGACGCGGACACGUACAGGGCGUCGCCGCCCGCCUUCGACAGCAGCAGCCAAGAGCCUCCUCAGGCUCGCGGCGAGUCUCGUUACUCCUGCACGGAAUGCAACAAGUCCUACUCCACCUACUCCGGCCUCAGCAAGCACAAGCAGUUCCACUGCGCGGCCCUGGGCGCCAAGUCCUUCGGCUGCAAGCACUGCGACAAGGUGUACACGAGCCUGGGCGCCCUCAAGAUGCACAUCCGCACCCACACCCUGCCGUGCAAGUGCCACCUGUGCGGAAAGGCCUUCUCGCGCCCGUGGCUCCUGCAGGGCCACAUCAGAACCCACACGGGAGAGAAGCCCUUCCAGUGCUCGCAGUGCGACCGCUGCUUCGCCGACCGCAGCAACCUCCGCGCUCACCUCCAGACGCACGCCCACGUCAAGAAGUACGCCUGCGCGACCUGCCACAAGACCUUCUCCAGGAUGUCGCUCCUCAACAAGCACACGGAGGCCGCCUGUCCUGCUCGGCCGCAGGCGCAGCAGGCAGAAUGAGCGCCGCCUCGCCCCUGAGGAUGCCCAGUGAGCCAGCAGGAGUGAGGUGGCCCGCGGUGCCGCCACGAGUCACAACCAGCGCGUCUAGUCACACACGUGCCACUGUACAGUCAAAUCCACAGUAGCUAGUAAACUCCAAACUAUAAAAUAAAGAUAUAUAUUUUAUUCUA